UGAAUUUCCAUGUGGUGUAACAUCUCACAAGGCAGAACAGUUUAUAUUUGAUGUGGAUUUCACAUUGAUGUCUUCAUUCUUGUAUGUUUUUACAGUAGUUACCUUUCCUCUUGAGCUCAACCCUCCCAGAGUGGUGGUGAGAUAUGGAGACUCAGUCUCAGUCAACUGCAGCACAUCAUCCACAGACCAUGAGGGAAUGGGCUGGGAGGCCACAUUCGGAGGUACAGGUUUUGAACAAGAUGUCAACGUUGUCACCUGGACUGUGGAUAAACUUACUGAUUGGACAAUAGAACCUAAAUGCUACAUCACUCUCAAUGAUGGCAAACAAUCCUCAAAAGUACUUCCAGUCAUUCUCUACAGUGAGUAUUUUCCUCCUUGUGAAUGUGAAAGACUCCAGACAGAGUACCAGCUGCAGUGUGACAUACAGAACAUCGCUCCUCUACAGAACCUGGUUGUGAAGUGGUACAAAGGAAAUGAACCCUUAGAUAAUGUAACUUACAGUAACGUCAAUAAGACACCAGUGGAUGUGUCAGAUACUCUGAUGAUCAGCCCCAAUAGAGAUGAUGAUGGAGCUCAGUAUAGAUGUAGAGCAGAACUGGACCUGGGACCAGAGGGACCACAACCCCAUCCUACAGUAACAUCAGAACCUCUCGACAUUACUGUGCACUAUGCUCCUAAGUUCCUUCUUGGGAAUGACACAGUGGAGGUGAGUGCAGGCAGUGAUGUGUCUCUGAACUGCAGUGCUGAAGGGAACCCUCCUCCUGAGAUGAAGUGGAACUACACCGCUGCACGCAAUGUGAAGUUGUCCACUGAGGGGGGCCAGAGGACUAUUAGAAUCACCACAGCCACGUCUACCAACGCUGGGAUCUACAUCUGCACUGCCACGAAUAGAAUGACCCCACAAUUAUAA
This is a messenger RNA of Salvelinus namaycush (lake trout), 910 nucleotides long. RefSeq names its product vascular cell adhesion protein 1-like. Bases 68 to 910 code for a protein of 280 amino acids. The record is from RefSeq and is a predicted model, not a curated record. Gene Ontology annotation, molecular function: integrin binding. Gene Ontology annotation, cellular component: membrane. Lineage: Eukaryota; Metazoa; Chordata; Actinopteri; Salmoniformes; Salmonidae. The transcript is spliced from 4 exons. Gene Ontology annotation, biological process: cell-cell adhesion.